GGAGGCAACGAGCUGCGGGAUCCUGGGCCAGGAGGAUGGCGGGCGGGAUGGAGGCCACCUUGGAGCAGCUCUUGGAGGAUACAAUGAAGAAUCCAUCCAUUGUUGGAGUCCUGUGCACAGAUUCACAAGGACUUAAUCUGGGCUGCCGUGGGACCCUGUCAGAUGAGCAUGCUGGGGUGAUAUCUGUUCUAGCCCAGCAAGCAGCUAAACUGACCUCAGACCCCACUGAUAUUCCUGUGUUGUGUCUAGAAUCAGAUAAUGGGAACAUUAUGACCCAGAAACAUGAUGGCAUCACCCUGGCAGUGCACAAGAUGGCCUCUUGA
Messenger RNA from Zalophus californianus (California sea lion), 323 nucleotides. Its product is annotated as ragulator complex protein LAMTOR5-like. The record is from RefSeq and is a predicted model, not a curated record. The transcript has 2 exons. Gene Ontology annotation, biological process: cellular response to amino acid stimulus; positive regulation of TORC1 signaling. Bases 36 to 323 code for a protein of 95 amino acids. Gene Ontology annotation, cellular component: lysosome; Ragulator complex; cytoplasm. Gene Ontology annotation, molecular function: guanyl-nucleotide exchange factor activity. Lineage: Eukaryota; Metazoa; Chordata; Mammalia; Carnivora; Otariidae.